GCUCAGCAGGCAGCCCAGCACGCCGCUGCCCUCUGGACCAGCGCACUUGGUAUUUCUUGAACGCACAACCUUAAUCAGACGCGCGAGCUUCUCGGCGUGUGCUUCGUGCCCUUUCCGCCCCCGGCUCGGGCUUGGAGAGAUUCGGCUCCUGAUCUGAUCCUUGUCGAGUCAAAGCGUCUGUUGAGCGCGACCAGAGGAAGAUGCGGAGGGGGAAUGCGGGAUCAGCGCCGCUCCCUGAAAGAGGCAUAUUAAUAACACUGAUGCAUGGCCAAUUAGCAGAAGGAGCCAGGUCCAGCCCUCGAGUCUGCGUGCUAGUGAUUUAUCGACAGUAAUUACCGAGGCACUUAAUGCCUAGUUGGGAUGGGAAUUAAUUCGAGGCCGGAUAAAUAAUGCAUUAGGGUUUAUUUAGCCCCAUGUGAAGCGUCGCCCCCGAGCUAGAGCUGGAAGUGGAGCGAAGUGGCCUUGGAGCGGAGAGCGGCGGGCGCGGCGAUGCGCGGGGCGGCGGCCGGGGCCGGGGCCGGGGCCGGUCGCUGAGGCUGCCGGCAGCGGUGCGCCCAGCCGGGAGCAUGCUGAGCCCCAAGAUCAGGCAGGCCAGGAGAGCCCGGUCAAAGAGUUUGGUGAUGGGUGAACAGAUUGGGCCUCCCUCCAGACCUUCUUCUCCAAACCCUCAAGAGCGUGUGCUCAAGUGUGGCUGGCUGAAGAAACAAAGGAGCAUUAUGAAGAACUGGCAGCAGCGGUGGUUUGUGCUGCGUGGGGACCAGCUCUUCUAUUAUAAGGAUGAAGAGGAAACUAAACCUCAGGGUUUGAUACUGCUGCAAGGCAAUCAGGUGAACGAGCUGCCACCUAAUCCUGAUGAACCAGGGAAACAUCUCUUUGAAAUUGCCCCAGGUGGUGCGGGGGACCGGGAAAAGAUACCUGUCAAUCAUGAGGCUUUCCUGCUCAUGGCUAAUUCCCAGAAUGAAAUGGAAGAUUGGGUGAAAGCCAUCCGACGGGUUAUAUGGGCUCCAUUUGGUGGAGGUAUUGCAAAUAGCUCACAUGCACAUAAAUUAAAACAUUUGCCUCAAGGGAUCUUUGGACAGCGAUUGGAGGACACCGUACAGUACGAAAGGAAGUAUGGCCAGCGUUUGGCCCCACUGCUGGUGGAACAGUGUGUGGAUUUUAUUCGGGAGCGAGGUCUUACAGAGGAGGGGCUCUUUCGAAUGCCUGGCCAAGCCAACCUUGUCAAAGAUCUGCAGGAUUCUUUUGACUGUGGAGAGAAGCCCCUUUUUGACAGCAACACAGAUGUUCACACUGUGGCAUCCCUCCUGAAGCUUUACCUUCGAGAGCUGCCAGAGCCUGUCAUCCCCUUUGCCAAAUACGAAGACUUUCUUUCUUGCGGACAGCUACUCUCAAAAGAUGAGGGAGAGGGUACCCAGGAGCUGGUUAAACAGGUGAAGAAUUUGCCCCAACCCAACUACAACCUCCUCAAAUACAUAUGCAAGUUCCUUGAUGAAGUUCAGGCUCACUCCAGCAUUAACAAGAUGAGUGUCCAGAACCUGGCUACAGUAUUUGGACCAAAUAUAUUACGGCCCAAAAUGGAAGAUCCAGUGACAAUGAUGGAAGGCACCUCACUAGUUCAGCACCUGAUGACAGUGCUGAUAAGUGAACAGGGGCGAAUCUUUGCAGUUCCUCAGGCAGAUGUGCCAGGGAGCCAGCUGGAAAUCAGGCCUGUGCGUCAGCGCAGUACUGUGGAAUGGAUCUCUGAGGAGGACGGGGAGGACAGCAGGUCGGAGGACAGUGUUCCCAGCCCCGCCGAUUUGCCCUCUAGCAGUGCUGUGGCACUAGAGGCCACUCCUGGACCUGCGGUGAAAAACACUCCUUCAGAGCACGGUGGCAAAUUGACUCAGCCUGCCACCAGCCCCAAUAAAAGAGUGCAGCCGCUGCCUCCGUGGAAAUACUCCUUCCGCCAGCAGGGAGCACGGUCUGUGAGUCCAAAGCUGGGCAGCUCAUCCUUAGAUAUCCCCAACCUCUCCUCCAGUGGGAACUGGCUGAUGAAUGGACUGUACUCCCUCCGAGGCCACCGCCGGACAGCCUCUGGGGAACGAGUUAAAGACUCGUGUUCUUCCCAGAGGCUCUCUACUUACGACAACGUCCCUUCGUCCAGCCUCUCCCUUAGCACACACAGUAUGGCCAGCACCACUUGGUCUACAUCAUCGUGUGAAAUCUCCGUGAUGGACUCGGUCAGCAGCUGCCCAGCCUGCCGGGCCAGUGACUCUUCUGCUCUAAGCUCUCUCAAAACCGAGUGGAUAACUCGGGGCUCGCUGUCUCAGAGUGAGGUCAAGACUGCAGAUCUGGAGAACAGCAUCGACAGGUUUGAAGCAUGCAGCAGCAGCAGCAGUGAACAGAGCAACCUGGCUGCAGCUUCCAGAGACUCUCUCAAAUGCUCUAGGGCCUUACAGAGCUUGGUGGUGGAGCUAAAGACAGAACUGAGCAAACAGAGGACUGAGUAUGAGACUAGUAUCAAAAGAAUUGAAGAAACAAGUGCAGACCUGAGGAAACAAGUGGUUAGGUUAGAAGAAGAACUGGACCAAGAACGAAAGAAAUACACGAUGCUGGAGAUCAAGCUGAGGAAUUCUGAACGUGCUCGUGAAGAUGCUGAGAAAAGAAAUCACCUCCUGCAGAAGGAAAUGGAAGAUUUUUUUUCAACAUUAGGUUGUUUAACUGUUGGGAGUCGAGGUGCUAAAGUCGCCAAGUAGAACAAGCUAAUGUACAGCACAGAAAAUUCUAUUUCUGGCAAAACCAGUGAAACUGCACAUUGUUCUGGUAUACUCAUGUAUCAUGAGUGAUUAUAGUCUUGGUGACACUUGCUCCGUUGUCUUUACAUGUGCUGUAGUAUUUGGGCCAGCUGGGAAAGACUGCUAAACAUAAUGCUUGAAAGUUUAGAUGUCAGAUUGUCAAGAAAGAGUGAGCACCCUUUUUAUCCACAAAUCAAAAGAUACUAGUCUCCAUAGCUUUACUGCUGCCAUCUUCAGACUUACUGCACCAUCCUUUUGCUGGCUCAAGGACAGUGGAAGGUCCUGCAAGGUGGGUGGGAUGGCCAGAACCAAUGGACAGGCUGAGCCUGGAGCUGAGGGCCUCCCACGCUUGCGCUUGGGAAGAUGGGAAUUCCAGUAUGGCACCACAUUCCAUGUGCUUUAGCAUAUGGAUUCAAUGAGGUGUUUUUUCUCCCCACUUGUAUAUAAAGUUUGUUCAGACUUCUCAUUCCAUAAAGUGGCAUUAUUUUAUGAAGAUAACGUGAAAACAAAGUCUACAAACAAGGUGAAGAUGCCAAAAUCUUGACAAUUCACUAAAAAUGUCCCUUACCAACCAAGCAGUUCCAGUGUUUCACAAAAAUGCAACUUACUAAACUGUAUGUGAUUAAUAAUCAGAUUGGCCACACAAACUCCAUGGAACUUUAAAUAUGCACAUUUUGCCCUAGGUAUCUGGGGGUUUUUGAGCCAAGAAUAGAGCAGUAUUAGCUGCAAGAAAAAAAAUCUCAUGAGUUGAUAUGUACUGAUCAGGCAUCAAGGUAGGAGAAGAAAGAUUCUUAUCAUCAAAACACAUCCAACUGCAGAGGGUUUUUUAUCUAUAAAACUUUAAUAGCAAAACCUAUGGUAAGAGAAAUUAGUGCAAUUGGGGGGGGGGGGGGGAAGAGCUGUAGAUAAAGGGGGAAGGGUGGGGAUCUAACUUUAACCUUCCUGGGACAAUUUACACUUAGCUGCCUUGUAACAUUUCUCAUAACAAGUUGAUUUUUUUUGUUGUUAGUUCAGAGGGAGAUGAGGGGACAGGAGAAGUAUAUUGUAAACAACACAGCAGCCUAAGUUAAUUACUUCUACUAAAGAAAAAUCGUUAGAAGGAAGUUGUAAUUUCCAGUAACUAGCUGCCAGGCCUGACUUCCCCUUCAAGGGACUUCUUUGAGAAGUCCUGUGUUACAUUUGUAGUGCCCUGAGCCAUGCAGAGCCUGCACACAGAAAAUUGUUUCACCAGAUUCAGCCUCAACUCCACUUGCCAGCCCAGCACUCACUCCUUCUUGGCACAUACCUUUGACAGCUGAGGCGUCUCAGAGGAGAAAAGACUUUUAACGGAAAAGUGCCACGACAACAUGAACUGGCUAAAGGGAAAGUAUAGACUGUAGUGAAGGUGCUUGCUUUAUUUAAGUAUUUGCAGAAAAAUGACCCGAAUCUGUCUUUUCUUACUAGAGAAGAAUAUAACUGAUUAUCUGGAAAUAACCUUAGAAUGGGCUUUUAAACAUACCAGCAGAUGGUACACCUUUCAGUAUUGACCUUCUCAUCAUCUUGCAGAUAUCCAAGUAUUUCAAUUUCAACAUCUAGAAGUUAACUUGUUUCUACCUCACUGUAAUGCUUCUCCUUCCUAUAGAAACGUAAACCACUUAAAGUGAGCAAAAAGAACCCUUUUAACCUAAUCCUUUCCUGGUUAAGACAAGUCAAGCAAGGUGGUAAAGCAAGCCAUGUGGAUAGGUUAAUUCAGUUAAUUUCAAAAAAUUUUCCCUUCUUUCCAGCAUAUCCAGCUGUGCUGGAUUCCUGACUGCCCCUGGCAUGGGGCAGUGUGGCAGGUACCAGAGUGUUCAGCAGGAGCAGCCUGCCACCUGCAGGCAGCAGCAGCACCCUUGCCUUUUUUCCAUGCCCCUGCCUUGUAUUAUUACUGAUAGUUACAAGUGAGCCUGCAAGGAAUAUGAUGGGCCUUUAAACAGCGGCAUUAAGAUGCAUAAUGUGAGCAGCAACUGUUGUAACAAUGAUUUUGAGCUGGAACAGCACAGCAGGGUAGGUACCAUUAAGUACCAUGCUAGUUAUCACAAAAUAAACCUUAAUAUUAUGGAGUGGCCUGAACUGGGUUGUAAUACUCUGCAAUUAAGACAUCAGGACUGGUAAAAAGGAAGUUUCUACUGAGGCGUUCAAUCCAAGUAGUAGGAGCAACCAGGUUACUUUAAUGCCCUCUUUUAUUCCUACCCCCAACAUGGGUACCUUUCACUAUACCCAUCCUGACAGCCCACAUCCCUUAGACUAUUUAUGUGGGUUUGUAUCAAGUGCAGACUACUCCCUUUAGUUCUGGCACACUACAAACUUACUUAGGAACUGAGCUCGGUGAUUGGGAGCCUAAAAAACAAAUACGCAAGAUGACAAGCACUAAACAGGACUGCUGGCUAACUCUCAGUGAAAUCAAACACAGCUAGAAUUCUAGAUCUUCUGUAAGUAUUUAAAAAUUAGGUACCGCUACAUGUAUAGCGGAACUGGGGAACAAACCCACCUAUCCCAAAUCUUCAGCUCCAGGAUAGGAUCACCUGUCAGCUAUGUAGAACUACAUAAUCUUAAUGGGGCAUCCAGGUUAAAAUUAAUUCUUCUUUUCAGUAUUACAAAUGAAACUGUAUCCAUGCAAACCGAUUAAUGGAACUAACCAUUUCCCAGUAGACUGUUGUGCUCCAGCAACAUCAAUUUUCUUGUUCGUGAGGAAUAAAUUCCAGGGUCCUUCUGAAGAUGAUCUGCUGCAGUAAAUAAAGCCUGCAAGAAGCUGCAAACUACCCAGUUCAUGCUAAAAUGCACCACAGUAGGAUGUUAACUCUAAAGUACAGCAACAGGAGCAUAAUGUUCAUUUCCCAUCAUAGGCAAUUAUGCAAGAAAUGGGAACACACUUGUGCUAUUGUACACAACUUCAUCAAACAUUAUACCUUUGAGGAAGAUGAAACACUCUUUCCCAGCUUUAACUCCUGUUUCUGUGCUCCCUUUCCCACCCCUUCAUUUGCCAACUUCAUGGAUCUAAGAGAGCACUCCUUGUUUUACAGACCUUUUGCUUAUUACAGACCCCAGUUUAAAGUGCCAGCUUUCUUAGCAAGCAUUUACAAGAUACAGGUUUGUUAGUAUUAAUAAGACAUGACAAAAGGCUCCUAGAAUCAGUUAGAUACAUUUUUACCACAGCUUUACCUGUCCAAUCUUCCCAGCCUGGAACAUCGCUUCCAGUAUUACGCAGGCAAAAAAGUGCAGAAAAUUUUCAGUGAAAGAAACCCAACACAACCAUAUGCUUAAAAAAAACCAAACCAAAGCCAAACAAACAGCAUUACAGAAUAACAAAAGCUUCUGUAUGUCUCCAUGGCAUUUGUAAUAUGAAAAGGAAAAUUACAGCAGCACUAUGGAGUGUUUCAGUUCUGGGCCUAAGUCACCCACAGACAAAUCCCUGGCAGCUAAGACUGUCUCAGGGCUUGCUCUAUAAUAAUGUAUUACUAGCAAUCAGCUGCACUUCAUGCUAACCUACACAAAGAAGGAAGGGCCACAGUCCUAGAAGAACACCUCACAAAUUGCUGGUCCAGAGAAACAAAGUAGGCCACACCGUACUGCCCACAGUCACAGCACCCUUCCCUUAAAAACGUACACGAAGACAACAUAACGGCACACAAACACAACUCAAGGGCAUCUUGAGUCUGUUUAAAGAAACGCUAAGACCCUGCUGGAAAUGAAGGCAAUGAAAUGCAUUAUGUUAGGAUUUAGCCACACGGUAGAGGUGCCUGCGCAGGAAGUGGUCCUGGCACCCAAGUUACCUCUCCAGUAAGAGCUCUUCAGAAGUCAGAUCCUUCAGGCUUCUCAGUUUUGAGAAGGAUUUUCCUGAGUGCGCAGGGACCGGGCCCUCCUUUCAUACACUAGAUGGCCCAUGGCUUACCUCCUGCAACGCAGGGUCUCGGCAGCUGUAUUUCCAGGAAGGAGGGCAGCUAGAAUUGGCAGCAAGGAAGUAUGAAUGGAUUCCCAGCGGUCGCAAAAACACUUGAUAUUAACAGUCUGUGGCACAUCCAAAGCCCAUGGGAAUGGAGAAAUGGAAGAAACAGGUCACAUUGCCCACAAGUGAGCUCACACACAAGACAGGACUUUAAGUAUCAUUAAAAACAAAUGAAUUCUCAGGAAGGACUGAUGCUAGUAAGACUCCACCUGCAGCCUUAUUAAGAAAUCCAUGAAAUCCAUAUGAAAUCCAUUCUGGCCUAGCAAUGAAGAAACACUAAAUGCAUUGUGGUCAAACUUUUUUUUUUUCUUUUUUAUUUAAAAUAUCAUUAUAACCAAUUGACAUACUAGAUAACAAUGUAUACAUUCCAGUGGUGCACAUGUAAUGACCUAUGGCAUGAAUGAGUAAAAAAACCACAAUGUUCUCAGUAAUGCCCCACCAACAGCUUAUUUGGAGGGAAUAAAGGAAAAGCAGGAAAAGGUAUCAAAUGUGGGGAAGGAAAAAAACCUACCGUUUUCCCCAGUAUUUUUAAUGGUGUAUCUUCCCCUUCAUAUUUCUUGGGACAAAAUAAAAUUAAGAAUAUACUUCAAAAGGGGCAGAAGGAAUGAUCACAAUAAUUAGGGUUUUUUUUCUCAACUUUAGUAAUAAAAGUUAAAGAACUCUCAAAAAUAGACUAGAUAUUGGGCCUACAAAAGUAAUUCAUCUGUAUGCAAAGCUUACCAAGAAUUAUUCCUUUUGUAAAAUGUAAAGGAUGAGCUGACAUUACUAGUAAGCUAUUUUUACCUACAAAACCAGACUACAAUAAUAAAAUCACCGAUUUACAGCUAACACAAUAUUCUAGAUGUACAUUAUUGUACACAAGCUAUAUAUUACACAUGAACAUCUUACGUGAAAUAUAUAAGAAACAUACUUACUGAUACUGUCUCAACAUUGGCCAAUAGGUUUAUUUUUCUAAAGGAAGUGUAUUUUUCUAUUCACAUUCAGUGUAGUUCCAAUAGCAAGGGUUAGCUUUGCUUACUUAAGAAACGUAGAAAGUUUGUGUGAGGUAGUUCAAGAAAACCUAGCUUAAAUUUUUAACUGCAGAAGUAGAAACAUAAUGUGAUCUGAUUCAUAACAUGUUUCUGUAAUGCAGAGAUAGCUGAAGAAGAGGAGAAGGGAGUGAAAGAGAUCACUUAAAAUACCACUUUUAUCCAGUGUCCUUAACUAAGAUUAAAUUAAAUGAUUUGAACAUUUGGGUAGGCAGUAGAGUGUCAUCACAUUUCUUCAUUAAAACCCUUUUUCUAAUCCUACUGAAAAAUGCAGACAGCUAUCCUUCAACUCCAGUCCUCAAACUAAAUAUGUAAGAACCGAAACAUUGAUAGGAACAUAAAAUAUAACAGCAGGGACAAACUGCUGUCAACAGCAAAUAAAAACAUAUCUAGAAACAGUAAUUCACUUCCUUUAGCUACUUGAAACAGUGAGACCAAGUGUAAGAUGAACCAUCUUCUCCCCUUUACCCCAUGAUCUUAAGUGAGAAACAUUUAAUAACGUCACACGCUUUGGAUCAUUGGCUGGGUAGGAACUAUCCUCCGGUACCAGCUUUUUGAUCGUUUUUCUUUAUGCAAUGUUGAGAUGAAUGCCAUAUAUGUUAAUGCAGGGCAUUAUACUCAUGCAAAUGCCUGUCAAGGUGCUUAAUUUUUGCUCUCUAACGAAAUAGCCUGUGUUCAGAGAAGCAAUCUUCCAUAAAACAAACCCACAUCAGUAACACUCCACUUGCUUGGACCCGGAGGCAGCAGAGGGUGCUAUUGCCACAGCCGCCACAAAUCCAGCUCACCCUAUCCUCCCCUAAAUUCAUGCCCCUGUGCUGGCGGGGCAGGCUCACCAAUUGAUGCUGAUGUAUCUUUGUAUCUAGCUGGAAUUCGUAUCUGGAAAGAUACUACUGCAUAUAGCAUAGCAAAGUUCUUCAAAACUAAAAACCCAAGCCACACAGCACCUACAUAGGGAAAAGUGCCAUGUCUGGUCAGCUUAGCAGAAUGAACGCAAUAGAGGUGAUCUGGUCAGUCAGGCCGGUCUAAGUUGUCCAAUGGAUGGGUAUUGCUCUGGCAGUCCAGCUUCUCUCACACACACACUAACACACAAACCCCUCAAUUCUGACCCCAUUGUCUUGCGUCAACAAAAGACUUCAUAGAGCAGCACACAGUAACAGUACUAAUUUCCCCCCCAAUUCUAUUCCAAAGUCUUGAAGAACCUACUUCUACAAAAGAAGAGGAACUAUUCUAUCCUUGAUGCCUGCCACAUCUCUGACCACAGAAGGUAGAAAUUAAUCUCGUUAUUAUUGCCCAACUUUUAACCUCACCUGACAAGAAAUCAGACAGCUCCCUGUAAUUCAAUCCCUACCAACUCUGAAUGGAUUGGAACGGCCCUAGAAUAGGAAAGUUGCAUGCACUUUAGUGAAGCCUGUUGUCAUGAGAAGAUUUUGGAAUCAUAGAUGAAAAUAAAGCUUAAUAAUACUUUAAGGAUAAAAUUGUACAGUGUAUUAGAUAGCAUAUGAUCUAACAACAUAACAAUAGACAAAGACAGCUGAAGUCUAGCUACCCAUUUGUUUGCUUAUCUAUGGCAGUGUACAACUAUCUCUGAAAUAUUUUUAUAUUUCAACAAAUAAAAAGGGAAGUUAAGACUA
Aquila chrysaetos chrysaetos is the source of this 9397-nucleotide messenger RNA. RefSeq names its product Rho GTPase activating protein 22 (gene ARHGAP22). Gene Ontology annotation, cellular component: focal adhesion. Gene Ontology annotation, molecular function: GTPase activator activity. The transcript has 10 exons. Bases 567 to 2735 code for a protein of 722 amino acids. Lineage: Eukaryota; Metazoa; Chordata; Aves; Accipitriformes; Accipitridae. The record is from RefSeq and is a predicted model, not a curated record. Gene Ontology annotation, biological process: signal transduction; activation of GTPase activity.